AUGGCAAACUUGAAGGACUUGCGCUCUUUUGGCCAAGCUCCGUGGAACUUGGUCAUGGCGAUCCUUGUUAUAAAUAUCAGUGUGUUUAGCUUUGGAUUUGAUCAAAGUGUUUUCUCAACGAUCCAAGCAAUGAAUGCAUACGAGAGACAAUUCGGAGCCUAUAACCCCAAAUCGGAGACAUGGGGCUUCAGUGCCGUGCACUUAUCCUUUUUGAACUCAUUCAGUCUACCCGCGAAAUGGUUGGGAGCCGUCAUGGAUCUACUAUUUGCUGAGAAACUCGGCAGAAGGCCAACCUAUAUUGCCAUGCAAUUCAUCGUCAUUAUCGGUAUUGCAGUUAGCUAUACUGCCAAAACAUUUAGGCAAGCACUCGCCGGUAGAAUCAUUGUUCAAUGUUUCGUGGGCUGGAUAACUUCCUUGCUCCAAUGUUUCUCGCUGAGAUCAGUCCGACGUUUCUUCGAGGUGGAAUCGUGGUGA
Messenger RNA from Penicillium antarcticum, 474 nucleotides. RefSeq lists its product as uncharacterized. The transcript has 2 exons. Gene Ontology annotation, cellular component: membrane. The coding region runs from base 1 to 474 and encodes 157 amino acids. Lineage: Eukaryota; Fungi; Ascomycota; Eurotiomycetes; Eurotiales; Aspergillaceae. Gene Ontology annotation, molecular function: carbohydrate:proton symporter activity. Gene Ontology annotation, biological process: transmembrane transport; carbohydrate transport. The record is from RefSeq and is a predicted model, not a curated record.